AUGGAAGCGCUUCUUAAAGUUGCCAAGUCAUCAGGUAGCUCUGAAGAUCCAUUAAUACCGCAUUCUCCUGUUCGAGAACCCCCGAGUGCUCAGAGGAUCUCAGUUAUCGAAGAUGAACAAUCUGAAGCUCACUUAUCAUCACCAGAGGAUGUAUUGAAAAUUUUAAAAUCCAAGGCACCUACGUCAACUCUAUUAGAGGCGCUGAAAUUUCUUGACCCGGCCAGCCUGGAGAAUGGGGACUUUAAUAUCAUCAUUCCAAGCUCUCUCGGAGCUCAAAUACUCCAUGCUUUAAUCACAACGACCAUUUGUGACCAUUGGGCUAGUUUGGGGAUGGAACAUGACCCGGAAUCCUCAUACCAACUUUCGUUUAGCCAGAUGCCACAGGCUAUGUUGUUGAGAUGUGUAAAGAGCCCUUCCGGGAUUGGAACUCUUCUUGCUUAUCUCCGAAGUCUUUUACCUACCCAAACACCUCCACAAGGGACAAAUGCUAGCUCUGACAAGGGCCUACUGAUACAAGAUACCCUAUCUUUGCUCUCGCGCCUACUGUCUCCAAGCGACUUAAUUUUUCAUCUACUUACUGAUAUAAGGCGGUUCAUCGACAAUGAAGUCCGAAAGCAACUUCUCUGGCAAGAAACUAUAUCUCUCAUUGCAUCCGGGAAAGUUCUAUCAAUUUCUGCUGAGUCACUCAGCUAUACGGAGUUGUCUGUAAAAACUUUCCCUCACUCAUGGAUGUCAAAUGGGAAACUCUAUGCUGCGUGGCUAGGGAAAAAUAUCAGUAGUAUGGCGUCUCAAUUUUCAAUUGAUGAUGAUCAAGCUUGGAAGUAUCUGGGAGCAUUCAUUAGUCGAUCACUAAGCAUUGGCCAGACAGGUAGAGAUCUUUCCCUUCAAAAUGCAGUGUUCUAUAACUAA
Molecule: messenger RNA, 909 nt
Organism: Trichophyton rubrum CBS 118892
Lineage: Eukaryota; Fungi; Ascomycota; Eurotiomycetes; Onygenales; Arthrodermataceae
Exons: 1
Coding region: 1-909 (302 amino acids)
Source: RefSeq, a predicted model, not a curated record